AUGGCUUCCACCCGCCCAACCUACCACAUCCCCUUCCCCACGUCGUUUCUCGCUGUCAACACUCCCGUCAAGAAAACCGUCGCAGCUGUACCUGCCGCAGAGCCCCUCGUGCCUGCUCACGGGUUUCUUUCCAACCGACAGAACAGCGGACGUCAUCAGUCCGUAUCCUCCAUCUCCAGCAACUCAAGCAUCGGAGCUCCGCCCUCAGAGGCUAGCACUCUCAGCCCGCCAUCUUCUCCCACCGCCACAAAACAUGACGAUUCACCAAUCCUUGGCCUUAAGAUAUUCUCUCCUCUUGCGGUUAAUGCGAAGUAUGCUGCCCCGCCGGGCAGUCUUAAGGAGAUGAGCGCUGCUGAGCGACAGAGGCGCAUGAGCUUCGAGAGGUCGGCUUUCUUGUCCAACAUCGAGUAG
Messenger RNA from Bipolaris oryzae ATCC 44560, 411 nucleotides. RefSeq lists its product as uncharacterized. The transcript has a single exon. The coding region runs from base 1 to 411 and encodes 136 amino acids. Lineage: Eukaryota; Fungi; Ascomycota; Dothideomycetes; Pleosporales; Pleosporaceae. The record is from RefSeq and is a predicted model, not a curated record.